UAACGCUCUCUAGAAACUCUAUCCCAAUCUCUACUUCUUCACUGUUCCAAUUAACCGACUCUAAUGCUCUCUAGAAACUCUAUCCCAAUCUUCACUUCUUAACUGUCCCUUUCCUUUCCCUUUCCUCGCUCACUCACACACUCUCUAGAGACAUGAAAUCCUCUCGCAAACCUCGAUUCUUCUCAUCAUGUACCACCACCACCACCACAGUCACAUACACUUUCCAAAACGACCACCCAAAUCCUCAACCCCAAACCCUAGCCACCGAAAUCCCACUCCAAUCGUCCACCUCCGCUGCCGCCGCCACCGCCACCGCCGCCGCCGUUAAGAUACAGUCGGUGUUCCGAUCCUACAUAAUCCGGACCCUCGUGAAGAAGAUCUCCGCCGUCAAUUCCGAAGCGACAAACCUCGAGCGCCUCAUCCAACGGCAGGAGACGGUCGACGCGAUCAGGGGGGACCCACGGGAGAGGAUCAGGAUGAACGAGGCACUGAUGGGGCUGUUGCUGAGGCUGGAUUCGGUGCCAGGGUUUGAUCAGACGGUGAGGGAGCUGAGGAGGCACGUGAGCCGCCGGAUCGUGGGGAUGCAGGAGAUCUUGGACGCCAUAUCAGACGCGAGACUAGAGGAUUCUCACUGGGAUGGGAAUUGGUGUGGGUUUAUGAGGUAUUGGGACGACGUCGUUGGGAAGAUGGAAGAAGAGGUAUGUAGAGAGAGAGGUGGGCAUGAAAUGGAGAGGUUUUGUGCUGAGCAUCUGGGAUUUCGGUGCUUGCAAAGAUUUCUUCGUGACCAAUGAUACUCUAUUUUUAUUUUUUUUUAAAAUGUAAAAUAAUUAUAGUUUGAAUGUAUUAUUUUAUUUUAUUUUA
Messenger RNA from Camellia sinensis, 861 nucleotides. It is a transcript of the gene BAG5, whose product is annotated as BCL-2-associated athanogene 5. Gene Ontology annotation, molecular function: protein-folding chaperone binding. The record is from RefSeq and is a predicted model, not a curated record. Lineage: Eukaryota; Viridiplantae; Streptophyta; Magnoliopsida; Ericales; Theaceae. Gene Ontology annotation, biological process: protein folding. Gene Ontology annotation, cellular component: plasmodesma.